UGAUGUUGCGUUAAUGAUGUGUGUGUGUGUGUGUGUGUGUGUGUUUGUGUUUCAGCUGUGCAGCGGACUGCAGGAUGCCCAGUUAACAUCAGUUGUGUGUGUAGAAGAGCUCCCGCACUGGACAGAUGGCGGCGACAGCGAACCCGGAGAUGCUGACCCGGAAGAUCAAACUGUGGGACAUCAACGCCCACAUCACCUGCAGACUGUGUGAGGGGUACCUGAUCGACGCCACCACUGUCACUGAGUGCUUACACACAUCCAUGACCGGACCAUGCAGGACAUCGUCUACAAGCUGGUUCCAGGACUGCAGGAAGCGGAGAUGAAGAAGCAGAGGGACUUCUAUCAGAAGCUGGGGAUGGAGGUUCCUGGAGACAUUAAAGGAGAGCUGUGCAACAUGAAAAUCCACCCGGACUCUCAGCGCAAUGAAAUCGCCGCUCCUCCUCCAUUACAGACCGAAGAUGGAUCUGCUGUAGUGUCGGUGCGGGGCCGAGGAGCCGAUCUGAACUGACAGAAUCAUAUAUUUAUACUUUUGUAAAGUCCAGAGUGGUGGAGCCGCCGCCGCCGCCGCGCUGUUUACAGGACCCCCACACACACACACCGUUUCUACCAUUGGACAGCGCCUGACGAAGAAACUGCUCUCACUCAGGUCCAGUGCAACACUUGUGGAGCCUUACAUUCACUGAUCUCAGAGCAGUCCGGUGUCCACAGGCAGAUCUGUGUGCAGUGUUUCUGUUCUGUUGACUGAUGUUGAUGUAUAUACAGUGGUGCUGAGCCCAGCGUCAUCACCACACACACACACACACACACACACACAGACCCAGCUGCCCUGCCAAUAUUUCAGCCCAACUCAAAGAGAGAUAUGAUGUGGACAGUGCAGCUCAGUGUUUGGGUCAUGAUGAUGAUGUCAGUGUAUGAUGGAUGAUGAUCAUAUGAGGAGGUGAUCUGCCAGUGGGAGGAAUCUUCUCAUGUCAGGAUCAUUCCUCCAGCGCUGGCGGGUCGUCCUGCUGUUUUCAGGACAGACUGGAUUUCUGGACACAAGACCACAUUGUAUAGAGUAUACAGAGUUCUGACUGAUUUAAACUGGUUCUUAUAUCUGGACUCAGCUGUAGUGCAGUGUGUGAGCGUCGUCUGACAUCAUCCUCAUCACAGCCCACACACACUCGCAUGAGCCGAUCAAACAGAUGAACAGAGUCAUGACUGACCUCAGACCUGCAGCUCUGAGUAAUCUGAUCAAUAAAGAUGAUAUGAUAUAAUCUAAUCUAU
Messenger RNA from Danio rerio (zebrafish), 1263 nucleotides. The record is from RefSeq and is a predicted model, not a curated record. NCBI's taxonomy places the organism in Eukaryota, Metazoa, Chordata, Actinopteri, Cypriniformes, Danionidae.